Durusdinium trenchii is the source of this 1952-nucleotide messenger RNA. NCBI's taxonomy places the organism in Eukaryota, Dinophyceae, Suessiales, Symbiodiniaceae. The record is from the annotation of a GenBank genome assembly.
GACAGAAGCAAAGGAAACACCCAACUAUGCAAUUCUAAUAGACUCUGCGAGCCUGGUGAGAACAUCAAUAGCAUGCCCCCCUGCAACAAUAGAAGGAUCAAUGAGAUCAAGGUAGCUGCAACUGACUCUAACUGUAAAUUCAUGUAAAUUCAAAUUCAUCACGAUGUUUGGGUUUUUCGAGCUGGGCUGCACCAUCCAAAGGACUAGCUUGGCAUUUGAUGAGGCGUGCCAUGAUACUGAGUGACAAACACCUUAAUUUCAAGAUAUUAUUGUGUGUUUUAAGCCCGACAAGUGAGGAUAUUACCUAAUUACUAAAGUGCCAAGCGAAGCUGAAUUGCUCAAGCCAUCCCUGCGGGAGCGUGCCUGUGAUGUCGCAGGUUGUCUCCCGUGGACGGACACCGCUGAAGUCUGCCAGUGCUCCUAGCAUACAAGGCUCCACAAAGAGCACGCAGAAGACUCUGAAUUUGGGUGGCCAGCCUGGCAGUGGUCUUAGCGCAGGUGCCUGCUUACCAGAUGAUGUGAAAAACGCCACCACAGGUCUCAGUGCUGAACCACAUCCUCUGAAGCAGGCUGAGUGGGACCCAAGAGCUUUUGUUGAUGAAGAGAUGAGGCGCGAGCAACAGCAAUGGGCGGCACUUCAAAAGUACAGAGAUGGGCUUGCAAAGCAGAUAGAGGAGAAUAAGGUCAUGAGGCAAGCAAGGAGAGAUGAGCACCAUGACUUGGUAAAGACCAUCACGGCAGAGACUUUGAAGAUGCAAGUCCGGGAGAACAAAGAGAAGGAGGAGCUCUCGCAGAAACGCCGGAAGAUGCGGCAGAACCUUGAUGAGCAGAUGGCUUUGCAGGAAGAACGUGCAAAGGAAGCGCGGCUGCACGAUUUGCUCGAGGGUGCCGAGGUGAAGGCGCAAAGCAUGCAGCUCCUGUAUGAAGAAGUAGAGGCGCAGAAAAAGCGGAAAGAGGACAUGAAGAAGCGAGGGGACGAGAUGCGACAAGAAGUCGCUCGUCGAGCCAUGAAGAAGAGCGACAACAGACAGCAGGAUCGCGAGGAUAUGCUGGCAAAGAUGCGCAGUGACGACUUGCAGGAGGAAUACCGACAGGCCAUGAAGCUCGAGCGCUUACGUGCACACCAAGCAAGAUCAGAUGCUCGAGAGGCUCAUUACUUUGAGACUGCUGGCCGCGAGCUUGACCUUCGCAACUCACAGGAGGCGGAGAGGCAAGACCGCGAUGAGAGGCAGCACAAUCUUCGCUUGGACUUGCACUACUCCAGGCGAGAGGCUGCCAGGAAACAACAGCUCGACAAGGUGCUGGGUGAAAUGCGCCAGCAGCUGGGAGCUUCAGACGACCAAAGGGGCUUGGACCGAUUGCGGCAGGAGAAAGAGCGACAUGCUUUGAGCUCUGCCGCGCGCAUUGCUGCUGAGACUGAUUUGCAGAAGCAUCGGCAGAAGCGAACUGCGGAGCUGGAAAUGCAAGCUGAAUUAGCCAAGAUGAUGAUGGAGAAGCAGCAAAGAGAAAAGGAUGGACUGGAUGGACCAAAAUCCCGCAUAACAGCAUUAUGCUCUAUGGCCAUAGACCAGGCCUUUGUGGAUAUGACCAUUGCGCGAGCUAGCGGCAAAGCUGUCCCCAAGUCGGACAAACCUAUGCACCAAGUGGACGCGUCAAAGGAUUUGAGCAAGCCUUUAGGCAAGCCACGCGUCAAGCCAUGGGUUGAUAUAGCCAAAAGCCACGGCCCAGGAGGCGUUGUAGGUGUGUUCGGUGGUGAUGGCCGAGUACAUCAAAGCCUCAUGGCAACGGGCGGAGCGCGACGCAUCCUUACUGAUGCAGCAGCGCGAAAGACCUGGUCAGAAGGAAUAAGUGCAGACAAAAUGAAGGAAGGCCAAAAAGCUGCUGAACAGCGACAUCUUGCACAGCUGCACGACAAGAGCGAUAGCCUUUGAGAAUGGGAUGGUUUCCAGUGC